AUGGCAAGGCUCAUUCUUAUCACAGGUCUGGCACUUCUGCUGAAUGCCCAGCUGGGUUCUUCCUACCAGCUGAUGUGCUACUACAACAAUGUGGCCCAGGACAGGCCAGGACUGGGCAGUUUCAGUGUUAGUGAUAUUGAUCCCUGCCUGUGUUCUCACCUCAUCUAUGCCUUUGCGGAGAUUCAGAACAACAGAAUCACACAAAGAAGAAUGGGUGACUUGACUGACUACCAAAUUUUACAUACCCUGAAAAACAGGAACAAUGAGAUGAUAACUCUCCUGGCAGUUGGAGGCAGCAAUACUGGAUCUGCCCCUUUUUCAUACAUGGUGUCCACUCCUGAGUUCCGCAAGACUUUCAUCAAAUCAGUUGUUGACUUCCUACGCCAGUAUGGAUUUGAUGGACUGAACUUGGACUGGCAAUACCCAGGGUCUCCUGGAAGCCCUCCUGAGGACAAGCAUCUCUUCACUGUCCUGGUGCAGGAAAUGUCUGAAGCUUUUCAGCAAGAAUCCCUGGAAAGCAAGAAGCCAAGGCUGAUGAUCACUGCUACAGUAGCUGGUAUCAUUUCCACCAUUGAGUCUGCCUAUGAGAUACCCCAGCUAUCCCAGUUCUUGGACUACAUCCUAGUCAUGAACUACAAUCUUCAUGACUAUAAAGAGGGAUACACCGGAGAAAACAGUCCUUUGUACAAAUCCCCAACUGACACUGGCACCAAUGCCUUCCUUAAUAUGGAUUACAUCAUGAAGUACUGGGUGAAAAAUGGAGCUGCAGCUGAGAAGCUUAUUGUUGGAUUUGCAACAUAUGCACAAACCUUCUCCCUGACUGACCCAUCUAACAAUGGAAUUGGUGCCCCAACCUCAAGCCCUGGCUCUGAAGGUCCCUACACACAGGAAUCUAGGAUCUUGGCCUAUUAUGAGGUUUGUACCUUCCUCACAAAAGGAGCCACUCAGAUCUGGGAAGGCUCCCAGGAAGUGCCCUAUGCCUACCAAGGGAAUGAGUGGGUUGGCUAUGACAAUGUCAAGAGCUUUCUUAUCAAGGCCCAGUGGCUUCAGCAGAACAAUUUUGGAGGUGCCAUGAUCUGGGCCCUUGGCAUGGAUGACUUCAGUGGCUCUUUCUGUAACCAGGGCAAGUUCCCUCUGACCUCUACAGUGAAGGAAGCCCUCAAGGUGACCAGUGCAAGUUGCACAGCCCCUGAUGUGCCCACUGAUCCUACGGAGCCAGUGACUUCUCCUCCAGGAAGCGGAAGCAGGAGUGGGAGUGGGAGCUCUGGAGGAAGCUCUGAAGGCAGCGGAUUCUGUGCUGCCAAAGCUGAUGGCCUGUACCCUGUGGUCAAUGACAGACAUGCCUUCUGGCACUGCUCCCACGGAAUCACAUACCUGCAGCACUGUCCGGCAGGCCUUGUCUUUGAUACCAGCUGUAAUUGCUGCAACUGGCCAUGA
Microtus oregoni (creeping vole) is the source of this 1437-nucleotide messenger RNA. RefSeq names its product acidic mammalian chitinase-like. Gene Ontology annotation, molecular function: chitin binding. The coding region runs from base 1 to 1437 and encodes 478 amino acids. Gene Ontology annotation, biological process: chitin catabolic process; carbohydrate metabolic process. Gene Ontology annotation, cellular component: extracellular region. The record is from RefSeq and is a predicted model, not a curated record. The transcript has 11 exons. Lineage: Eukaryota; Metazoa; Chordata; Mammalia; Rodentia; Cricetidae.